Molecule: messenger RNA, 1414 nt
Organism: Photinus pyralis (common eastern firefly)
Lineage: Eukaryota; Metazoa; Arthropoda; Insecta; Coleoptera; Lampyridae
Exons: 8
Coding region: 70-1389 (439 amino acids)
Source: RefSeq, a predicted model, not a curated record
CAAAUUAGGAUAGCGUUGUUAAUUGUUUCAAUUUGACAGUUUUGCUGUAGCUCAUUUUGUUCUCGUAAGAUGACAAGUCAAGCAGAACGUAUUAAGGCAUUUAAGCUUGCACAACAUGCAAGGUUAAGGAAGCAGGAUGAGGAAGAACAGUGGAUAUCGAGUGAGGAAUUAUGUACCGAGGGUAGCAGUGACGAAGAAUCUCAUGCAAGCACCACAAGUCACCGAAAAAUGAAACGAAAUAAACCACAGAAACGAGGAAUAUCACCACUUGCUCAACUUCCGAAAAAAGAAUCAACCUCUUCAAAUCUACAGGAAUCCAAAUAUUUAUUUCCAGAGCGUGUCCAGUCCGUUGAUAAAGCGAACUCUCAGAAAUCAGUUGAUUCAAAGAACAGCGAAUCUGAGGAAUCGAUCGAUGAGUCUGAAAUGGAAAAGAUGAUUCAGUGGAGACCCAAACGGGGCAGCAUUAAGUUGCCGGAUUUCCCAGAAGAGACAACUCAAGACCACCUGUCUAAAAUGGAUUAUGGUCUCUAUACUGAAAUGUCUAUUGUUGUAAGACGUCUGAACCAACGACCACUAACACAAAAAUGCCAUUUAGUUUCUCAUGAAACAAUUGCAGAAGAGUAUCUACCUAAACAGCCCAUUCAAGACACAAGUAGUGCUACAGUUUCAACAUUAUCUGCUAAUAUGUUCCAGCUUGAUUCCAAGAUUAAUGAGAAAGAUUUGUUGUAUCAGAAAGUGAAAGGUCAACGUAAAGUUGCGCAGAAUGAAAUGUGCAUGUUAAUAUUCAAUGAUAAUGAACCGCGUAGGGACACCCAAAAGUUUCUUGAAUUGUGCCAUUUUGAUGUUAAGAGGCAAACGACUGAAAUUGAAGAUAGUAAAGAAUGUCGACCUAAGAUCCGUGCUAAAACAUAUCGAAAGAGUUUUUUAAUACGAAAUAUACAUGUAGCGAAGUUUUAUUCAAUGGCGAAAUCUUCUUUAACGGACGAGGAAAAACUUAAACUGGAAACCUUACUUGCAGAUGAUAGCGAGGAAUCUCCUACAAGUAACACAAAUCAUGUGGAAAAAAGCGAAAAAGCAAAUGAAACGCACUCCGAAGAGGAUUCUUCAGACUAUAACUAUUUCAAAAUGAAAACUGAGGAAAAAUCCCUUAUGGCGAACUUAACGACACAAUUACAGGAGAUUUUGCAUUCGUACGGAGAAGAUUGCAAUAAACUGGAGACGUCGGAAGGGGACGUUUUAGAAUGCGCUGAUAAUGAAGGGAAGUUUUGGAAACACGAUCAACUGCAACAACGAUUAGAACACAUUCAAAAGAGGCUUAACCAAAUUGCCGUAAAAGAUGCUGAAGAGCAAGAACGUUUGAGCUCGAUUCAUUUAAAUUCAAAUGAAUGAUACAAUUGCGAUUAAUAAUAAUUAA